AUGGGUGGAUCAGUGAAAGUUGUGCAAUUCAAAGAGCUUGAUAGCGUGGUCCGUCCCUUGAGGUGUGAGGCUUCGAAGCACAUGGACGAGGUUGAAGCUGAAGAACAGCCUAAGCCUUAUUCGGUUUCUGAUGUGCCGUACUUCUCUGCCUUCGUGAAGGAUGGAAAGGUCGUUGAUACAUCAGAACGUGUAGAUCCACCUAGUUUGGCCACUAAAGUUGCUAGGGUUGUUGGGUCAGUUAAGGCUGGAGAACCUGCUGCUCCUGCCAACCUUGACACAGUCCAAGAGUUAGCAAAAGAAACUGGAUCUUCUGAGGAGCAAAUUCAAGCUCAAAAUGGCCUUGAUGAUGCCUUGAAAAGGCGACUGCAGAAGCUGAUUGACUCUAAUCGAGUCAUGCUUUUCAUGAAAGGAACCCCUGAGGAGCCCAAAUGUAGAUUUAGCAAAAUGGCUGUUAACAUUUUUAAGAAACAUAAGGUCGAAUUUGGAAGUUUCGAUCUUCUUACGGACAAUGAAGUCCUGGAGGGGAUACAGAAGUAUUCUAACUG
Molecule: messenger RNA, 545 nt
Organism: Prunus dulcis (almond)
Lineage: Eukaryota; Viridiplantae; Streptophyta; Magnoliopsida; Rosales; Rosaceae
Product: monothiol glutaredoxin-S11-like
Exons: 3
Source: RefSeq, a predicted model, not a curated record